AUGUUACAGUCAGACGCCGACAACUACUUCCAGACCUCGGAUUCGGUCGCCGAACAGAAGCGCAGACAGGCCAAAGCCGACAACAAGAAUGGAAACCCAGUCGCCUUGACCUCGAAGAUCCUGGCCAUUCACGCCGAUGAUCAAGAUCCGGAUGCUGUCUACAUUGCCGAAGCCGCAGGCACAGCAAGACGUGUCGUCCUGGAGACUGGCGACAAAUCCACCGUCUACACGGGCGCCGCUGCUCCUUUGACAUCCAUCACCACCCUCAGAUCACCAUCCGCCGAGCCCAUCCUGUUCGCAGCAUGCUGGGACAAGACAAUCCAUUCCUGGAACCUCAAAACCCGCAAGCCCAUCCGUCGCUACACCGGCCACUCGGACUUUGUAAAAUGCGUCCUCGCAACUGAGAUCUCCGGUACUCCUGUACUGCUAUCAGGCUCAGCAGACUCCAGCAUCAUAGUGUGGAACGUUGAGACAGGAAGAAAGAUUCACACACUCAAGGGCCAUGCACGCGCUGUCCUCGACCUUGCACUCGAUCCCGCCAAAACCACCAAAGACGAGCUGUUCCUCUUCAGUGCCGACACCGUGCGUGAUAUUCUUCGCUGGAAGAUCACUCUUGACAGUGCUGGUCAGAUGUUGGCCGUCCCUCUACGAGUCCACGAGACUUCUGUCAAUCGUUUGCGCUUCGAGGACUCGCUGGUCGUGGACGCUGACGAUGCCGAUGCCGAUGCGGAUCUCUGGACUGCAUCAUCGGACAAGACUGCACAAAGACUGGUUCGCUCGCGCGACUGGGCUUCGGAUACCACACUCAGCCAUCCUGACUUUGUGCGAGAUAUCGUCAUUGACCAGCAAGCUGGAUGGGUCAUCACUGCAUGUCGCGAUGAAGAGGUGCGAGUAUGGGGUUCUUCUUCUGGCAAGCUGGCUUGUGUCUUCAGCGGCCACUUCAACGAAGUCACUGGUCUUGCUCUGAUGCCUCCUGCUCAAGGAAGCAGAGCUAGCCGUGUCGUCAGUGUGAGUAUCGAUGGUACUCUCAGAGUCUGGACACUCGACCCGGCAGAGAUGAAGAAGGUCCAGGAAGAGUACGAGCGUCUACAACAGGGCAUCGAAGUCGAGGCAGAGCCCGAGGUCAAGAAAGAAAGCAUGCUCACAGCAGAGGAGGAAGCCGAGCUAGCCGAACUGAUGGACUCUGAUGACGAGUAG
Molecule: messenger RNA, 1197 nt
Organism: Aureobasidium pullulans EXF-150
Lineage: Eukaryota; Fungi; Ascomycota; Dothideomycetes; Dothideales; Saccotheciaceae
Product: WD40 repeat-like protein
Exons: 3
Coding region: 1-1197 (398 amino acids)
Molecular function (GO): protein binding
Source: RefSeq, a predicted model, not a curated record